GUUGUAUCAAUGUCGGCUACACGCUCUCUGAUCUGUAAUCUGUAUUCACAGAAAACAAACGUAUCGAUGCAUGUCAGAAUUAACAAAGGACGCAAAGGAGAAACUGAUAAGAGAGUGUGCUACUAAUCUGCACUACAGAGGGCUAAAUAUACUCAUGUCAUGCUAGUUGAAAAAUUGAGGUAUUUGAUUUCAACACUUGGUCAUUUGAGAUGCCAAAGACCGCCGAGCUGUAAACAGUCAGGACGCUGUGGUGAGCACUAUGCCGGAGUGGCUGAAGGAGUACGAGAGAGUGGCUGUGAGACAACAAGAAUAUCUUCAGAGAAUCAAGGACCUGCGCAGAAGCCUCGAAAACAGAGAUGAACACUUUAUGAUGAUUGCCAUAGAGCGCAUGCGUACACUUAAGAGGGGGCGUUUCCGUGAUCCGAAGUAUCCGGAAAUAUCUCAGAUGCCACGAAAGAUGUACUGCAUGGGACCGGAGGCAUUUCCCCAACGUUCGUGUGUCUUGCACGAGCGACAGGGACGAUUUUACAUGGCGCCGAAUGUGUUGCCACGAAAACUAGCCCCACUUGUGAAAAACAAACGGAGAUUAGCACCGUUACCGCCCUAUGGUCCAGUCGACCGUCUGAAGACUGACUAUGAACCUAUAGAAAGUAUUGCUGCUCGCAAUAAGAUCAAUUUACAGAAUUACGUGAAAGUUAACCAAGGCGACAAAGGUUCCAGUGGCCCAUCACCACGACAACCGUUGUCAAUAACAACGGUGACGGUACAGAGUAGUGACGAUGAGGGAGAUGUCGAGGACGUGUCCAUGGAGUACAUUACCGACGUCAGUUCCAGGAAGACCAUCGUUGAUCCCCGUAGAGUAUAGUUUCCUUGGAUCAUGAAACUGACAUCAGUUCAAGCAAGACAAUCGUUGAUUCUCGUAGGGUAUAGUUUCCUUGGAGUAAAUGACUGACGUAAAUUCAAGGAAGACCAUCGAUGAUCCUCGCUGACUUCAGUUUUCGCGGGAUGUACAGCGAACAUCGUGUCGAGGGAAGUCUUUGUUCCUGCUCAAAGAGAACAGUUUUUUUUAUUAUAUAUAUAUUAUGUAACUAAGACCAUGUCCUGGAAGAUCGCCGUACACCCUUCUCGAGGAGUAUAUCCCUCGGGUUGCAUGGCGUUGUUUUAAAGAAGACUAACGUUGAUUAUCGCACAGUUGGGUAUCGUUGAGUGUCGAUGGAAAUAGGGAUCCUCGUAGAGAAUAGUUUUAGUGGAUUACAAUACUUUCGUGGAGUAUAUUGUUUAACUGACAUUCCAUGGAAUAUCGUAGCUAAUCCUUGUAGAAUAAGUAUCCCUCGGAUAUAUAACUGGUUGGCGUGUGCUCAAAUGAGUACAUGGUGAACCAUUAUAGAGUUACUGUAUCAUAUUUUCUAUUAUAUGACUCGUUCUCGUAGAACAUGGUUUCCUUGGAGUACAUACUUAUUUUUAUUUCAUGGGAGAUCAUCGUUGAUCUUCAUUAAGAUAGCGUUCUUGGAUUAUAUAACAGGCAGUAAUUAUCAUUUCGUGAAGUAUAUAACUAUCCUCAUUUCGUUGAAGAUCGCUGUCGAUCCUUUAAUUGUGUUCAUCGGGAAUAUUUCUGCUUUGCGUCAGCUCAAUGGCGUCAAUCGUUUAUCGUGACAGAGUGACGAAUUUUCGAAUAUAUAUUACUGAUGUCAGUUCAAAGUAGACUAUCGAAGAUGUUUCUUGGAUAAUAACUGGUGUUAUUUCGUGGAAAGCGGACUGUUCUUAUGGUAUACAGUAUAGUCAGCUAAAGGGAGCCAUCACUGGUCGGAGUAGAGUGUUCCACUAUCGAGUAUAUAUAAUAUAGAUUACCUCAGCUUGAAGUUACCUGCGCUGCGUCGUUGACUCGCGUUGGACAUGGAGCCAAUCGAUGGCAGCUCAAGGAUGGCACUAACUGGUAAUUGCAAAAUACAUUACCCCAGGAUGAUUUACGAAAGAAAGACACCAUGAACCACCGUUGACUAUGUCUAGACCGUCUGACUCGCAACGUUACUCUCGGUUGAGCAUUUUGUCAGCAGCUUGCUGUUUUCUGUAUAUAGACUUCGAUCUCACAGACUACAUAGACCAUAUGAUGAAAAUCAAAGAAAGAUUGUUAUUGUUGAUUUCCGUGUUGAUUCCUUUUUUUAAGUUUUGCGAAUAAACAGCAUUUUUCUAUU
This is a messenger RNA of Haliotis rufescens (red abalone), 2192 nucleotides long. RefSeq lists its product as uncharacterized. Lineage: Eukaryota; Metazoa; Mollusca; Gastropoda; Lepetellida; Haliotidae. The record is from RefSeq and is a predicted model, not a curated record. Bases 260 to 865 code for a protein of 201 amino acids. The transcript has 2 exons.